Molecule: messenger RNA, 3014 nt
Organism: Sphaeramia orbicularis (orbiculate cardinalfish)
Lineage: Eukaryota; Metazoa; Chordata; Actinopteri; Kurtiformes; Apogonidae
Product: amphoterin-induced protein 1-like
Exons: 2
Coding region: 301-1842 (513 amino acids)
Biological process (GO): brain development
Cellular component (GO): membrane
Molecular function (GO): protein binding
Source: RefSeq, a predicted model, not a curated record
AGAGGGAGGGGAGUGAUCGGACACACCCCCUGCUCUGCUUAUUUGCACCCCUCAGAUCAACUAUCAGAUGACUGCAUUUCCUCAUCAGGGACAGACCGCAGACAAGCCUUUCCGGUCAUUUUCUGUGGUACACUUAGCUCGUCUGUCCGCUCCGAUGACAGACUGAACAAUCCGCUGAUCCGCUGCUGCCAUGAAGAGGAAAGGUCCCACUGCAACUGCACUUUCCAGCUGAAGACAGAGACGCAAAGCUCCAUGACUCUCCACUAGGUCACCGUAUCCACACCUAACAGCAGUGACAGGAUGGGGGGGUCAUUUCACAUUUCCCAUCAUGCCUCUGGAGCGGUGUUCAGAGGAAGGCGCUUCCUCAUAGUUCUUCCUCUGGCUUUAUUGCUGCCAUCAGUCAGAAUCGAUGCACAGUUCCUUGGGACCCCAUUAGACUGCCGGAAGAUGUGUGUUUGCGCCAGUAACAUCAUCAGCUGCUCCAGGAUGAAUCUAACCAAUGUCCCCACUAAGCUUCCUAAAUAUACAGCUGUGUUAGACCUCAGCUUCAACUCCAUCAACAAGCUGCGUGCUGAGUGGGCUCCUGAAAAACUCAGUAAGCUCCAAAAACUUCUGCUCAGCCACAACGGACUCUUUUUCCUCUCCACUGAAGCAUUUGUGCACGUUACACGGCUUCGCUACCUGGACCUGUCAUCCAAUGAUCUCCGCCAGCUGGAUGAGUUCAUCUUUGAGCCCUUAGAGCAUCUUGAAGUGUUGCUGCUUUAUAACAACCACAUUGCCCAGAUUGAUCGUUCGGCGUUCGCAGGCCUCCUGAGCCUGCAGAGGCUCUACAUGAGUCAGAACAACAUCUCACGCUUCCCCUUGGAGCUGGUGAAGGAGCGGAGCCGCCUGGAAACUAUUCAACUGCUGGAUGUGUCCUUCAACCGAAUCAAAUCUCUGCCCCUCCAUGAGUUUAAGGACCUUCCUGCCUGGAUCAAAAAUGGUUUGUACUUCCACAGAAAUCCCCUGCCCUGCAGCUGUGAGCUGUAUGAUAUGGUGGCGCGCUGGAACCUGAAGGAGCUCAGCUCUGUCGUUGACUUCAGGGAUGAACACACCUGUGUGCUACCAGGCCCCCAGAAAGAGAAAAUGUCCAUAAUGGACCUGGACAAGGUCUAUUUGAAUUGCAGUGAAGUCAAAAUUUUGAAUGAAGAGGCCUAUCUGGAGCAGUUCCUGGUCCUGGAUUGUGACACCAGACAGAAGGAUAUGAUGAAGAACUGGGCUUUACCAGGGAACAUCCCAUUGUCCUCAGAAAAAAAGACUGCUGUGAUGAAUACUGAUGGCAGCCUCCAGCUGGGGCCCCUGAAGGUUGAGGACUCUGGGGUCUACACCUGCUAUGCCACCAGUGACUCCUACAAUGAAACGCUAUAUGUGACUGUAAUAGUGUUCAACUCCACCACCAGUGGAGGACUGGAGAAUCUAAAGACGGCCUACACCACCCUCGUAGCAUGUCUGAUCAGCGUAGUAAUGGUCCUCAUCUACCUCUACCUCACACCCUGCCGCUGUUCGUGUUGUCCGGGUCAGGACCUGGAGAAAACCAACCCCGGGGACAGUAUUCACUCUUCAGCCGUCAGUAUCCCUCAUGCACAGGAGGAGAUGGGGCAACAAAGAGGGGGAGUUGGGGGCAAGGACUUUCCCUACAGACAUGUGGCCUUUAUGGAAGCAAAGGAGCAGCUGGAGCAGAACGGGAGGCUGAACCCCAUAGGUGAGGAGGACGAGGAGUGGCAGGGGGACAGCCAAGAGAGACGGAGGUCUGUGGCAGAGUCUGUCAGCUCGGUGUGCUCUGAUACUCCCAUGGUGGUGUGAAAGUGUAAAAGGGUAAGGCGGUGACGGUGCAAUCCAUGACGCUUCCACACUGAGAUUUGUACAUCUGAAUGUAAGCUUCGUUAGCCCUCACAGUCAGUAGCACCUCUGUAGUAACAAAAGCCAAAUCAGUAGAAAUUGGGUUGAAAUCGUUUUUGGCAUGUGAGAUUUCAACUAAUGUUGCAACUGCAGGUUUGAAAAUUGAAUUGAACAAAAAAAUGCAAGAAAGUAGCCAAAAAUGCUAGACUUUAUUUUUUAUCUGUCAAAAUAGAAGAUCACUAUUCUAAAGACUUAAUUACUUUUGACUUUUUCACCAAAUAGCCAUUUAAGUAAAAACAUAAGAAUCUGAAGUGUUGGUUCUUUCUCCCACAAUUAGAAAAUGUUCUUUUUCAGCACAGAAAUAUUGUGAGGCGACAAGCAACAUGAUAACAUUUCGAUGGUAUCUUUCUUCUUAACUGGUUAUGGAGUAUUUUUUGACUUAUUCAGCUUUUUAUGCACUGCAAAUUUUGAAACCUGAAAGAGUUUUAAAGAUUUUGGACGUGACAGAAAAUCUUUAUGCAGAGCUUGCAAAGCUCACUUAAUAAUUACUGCAAGUUUUUCAAUAUUUAUGCUGUAUUUUACAUUCCUGUCAGGUUAGGUUGCACUUUACAGGACAUACCACUGUACGGAAUGCUCUUAUGCAAUUUAUCUGUUUAAAUUAUUUGAAUAUUUGAGUGUUAUUGAAUGCUCAUGUUAUAAUACACUUUUGGAGAAGUGACCUUGUUGGAAUGUUUUCUCCUUUUGAUUUAUCAAAAGCUCGAAACAAGCACCACUAAUUUUCUGUGAUUAGUUGUACUUAAAAAGAAGCCAACCUAUUACUUUAUUGUCUUUAUUUUAUUUCAAAAGAAUCAUAAUUUCUAAAAAAAAAAAAUGUAAAAAUUAAAAAAGAAAGAAAAUUGAGUUAAAAAUAUGUCUAUAAUGAGAAACCAUAAAACAAACACAACCAAACUACACCUAGUGUAGUGGCAAUAAAUGUAUAUUGAUUAAAGUUCAAACGUGUAAUAUUCACAUCACUGAAUCUUAUAUCCAGUUCAGUGUAAAGAGAAGACAUGUUUAUUUGUAACAGCUUAUCCACAUAAAUGCUUUACACAAAGUUUAAAACAUCAAAAUGUGAGAAAAAAAAGUGUUCUUUAAAA